GAUUUAUUUUAUUCUUUACCACCCAAACUUGCCAGUCCAUUAAAAAAUUCCAUACUUUCGUCUUUUUUCUAACCUAAUUAAUAAUUUUAGCAUAAAGAUGAUUUCGAACAAUUUGAAAUUGAUUACAAUAUCUUCCUUGAUUUGCAUAAGUGUAUCUGUCCAGGCACAAACCUUCUCCCCGGGAAUUAUCAUAGAAGAAGAGACCGGUCAAGUAUUAUACGAAGGGACGGCCGGCAUUAUAUACUCGUUCCAAUCCCCAAUUUGGGAAAAUUUUCUAACUUUCCAAAUCUACGAUGCGAAAAAAGGACUCGCAAAUUGUAGAAAUAGUUCACAUUCCCAAUUUUGUGACAUUUUCGAUCAAUUUAUUUCAAUCUCAGGACAAAUUCAGGAUGCCGUGCAACCCGCCACAUUCCGCAUGGAGGAGACCACCAUGUCAUCCACGUGGGGACUUAAGUGCCACUAUUUGUCCCAGCAUUUCUCCAGCUUCCGGGUCGACUCGUCCAUAAUCAUGAAAUAUCUCGGAUUUCUGAGAAGCUGUCCAAACAUGGUUCUACUAGAGGAAGCUGUCAACACGGAGUAUGCAUCCCAUCCCAGUCUACAAUAUUUCCACGAUGCAAAAACCAUAUUUGAGCAAGACUUCUUCCCUUCCGGAUCUGGGGUUCACUUAAACUUUCUGGAUUCUCUCCUCUCCACCGGAUUUACUUCCUUCCUGUCUCAAUCGAUCCGAUGGUCGGGAGCAAUUUCACACUGUAAAUCCGGCCAUAUUCCGGACAGUCUCAUCACGCCGGAAAUGUUGCACCGCUCUCUCACCACUUUGGAUGGGAUGGCGGCCCAAAAUGGGUACAAAUUUGUCAUUUCACCCGACCCAGAAUUCAUUCCGGUCUACUUCAAGAACAAAUUUGCUGAUUGUACUUUCUCCGAGGGUAAACUGUACGUUCGGAUUCUAGUCCCGGUGGUGAAAAUGGACAGAAAUUGGAGCCAUAUUUCGGUAAAUCCGAUCCAAUUUUAUGACGGGGAUCAAGGUCGUCUCUAUCAAACUGGUGGGGAAACAGGGGGGCAAUAUUUUUACGAGUCGGGUUCUAAACGAUUAUUUCGAGCGGGUAGUUGUAAUAAAAAUCAACCAGAAUUUUGCCGCAUGCCAGAACUUUGGGAUCAAUCGGUCCUCAUAAAUGUGCCAAAUUGUGUUACGGAUGUUCUGCAAGGAUUUUCGCGAUCUGCGAAUUGUUCCGGGGAGUAUGCAAGCGAGGAAGUAGGAAGCCUUCCGCAUAUGCCGAUUGUCUCACGGCAAGGUUCGGAUACGUAUUAUUUGACAGAUUUUCCCUCAAAAAGUGUAAAAAUCACGUGCCAAGAACCCGAUGGGUCAGAGUUGAUCCAGAAUUUUCCAUUCCCAGAGGUGAAAGGCGUCUUGAAAAUUAUGCUUCCUUGUUUUUGUGUAAUUACGUCGGGAGAUAUUGAACUCUGGUCGAGUCCACCUUGUCAAGUUUUAAAUAGUAGGUUAAACGUGACGGAAGUGUGGCAUCAAGAUUUUGUGUAAUUAUUUAAGUAAAAUCGAAAUGUAAAUUAAAUAUUUAAGUAAAAUUCUAUUUGUUGAAAUUUAAUAAAUUUAUUGUAUGUAUAAUCUCA
Messenger RNA from Folsomia candida, 1623 nucleotides. RefSeq lists its product as uncharacterized. Bases 98 to 1534 code for a protein of 478 amino acids. Lineage: Eukaryota; Metazoa; Arthropoda; Collembola; Entomobryomorpha; Isotomidae. The record is from RefSeq and is a predicted model, not a curated record. The transcript is spliced from 2 exons.